Messenger RNA from Zerene cesonia (dogface butterfly), 1553 nucleotides. RefSeq names its product protein SMG9-like. Gene Ontology annotation, biological process: nuclear-transcribed mRNA catabolic process, nonsense-mediated decay. Lineage: Eukaryota; Metazoa; Arthropoda; Insecta; Lepidoptera; Pieridae. The record is from RefSeq and is a predicted model, not a curated record. Bases 38 to 1456 code for a protein of 472 amino acids. The transcript is spliced from 8 exons.
AUUUUACGUAUUAAUAUAAUAAUUAACAGCCAUAGAGAUGGCAGAAAAGAAGAAAAAAGAAAUUAUCAGUUCACCCAUUGCAAAGAGACCCGUUAUUCUCAAAUCGGAUCGCGAAACAACAAAAGAACAAAAAGAGAAAAUAGACAAAGAAAAACAACCUACAAUAAUACUAAAAACUCGUGAGCAAAGUGCCCCAAAAGAAGAAAGACCGGUUAGUCCUAAGUCACAAACGAUCGACGAAGGCCCUCAACCAAGUAAAAUAGCACAAAAUGAAUCAAAGGAGAAAAAAGAUCAUAAACCAAGCCCUCCUUUAAAAGUUAUGACAGAACCAAUCAAAUUACUUGAUGAAAAUUUGGAAUUCAAUCCUGCAGCACUUGAGUUUUUGAAUGAUAAUAAUACCAAUUAUUUGGUUAUUGGUGUUAUAGGUACUCAAGGAGUGGGUAAAUCUCUAAUAAUGAAUCUUAUCAACAAGAACAAACCAAUAGAUGACCUAUGCCAUGAAAUUUUACAUUCACAUGAAGUACCAGAAGAAAAUCAGGGUUUCGAUAUGAAUGUCAACAGUGUAGAAAAUCAAAUGGAGAACCUGAAUUUUGUUGAUACUGAUAAAAAGGAAAAUAUUAACAGUACUAGUCCAUUUAUAUUUAAGAUGCAAAACAUCGAACAAAUAGAAAGAGGCAGUCAAUGUACUAGGGGUGUGGACAUGUACAUAACAAGUGAUCGUGUUAUCCUUCUGGAUUGCCAGCCUCUGUGGUCGCCAUGUUUGAUAGACACAAAUAUCAGCACAAUAACAUCCAGAAGUGCUAAUAUAGUCACAGUUGAUUGUCUUCAAAUAGCAUCAUAUUUAAUGGCAAUUUGCCAUGUUUUAAUUGCAGUACAGGAUUGGUUCACUGAUUAUAAUUUUAUAAGAUACAUACAAACAGCAGAGAUGUUAAAGCCCUCACUAUCUGCAACUACAAAUGUCACUCAAGAUAGUUCUGAAUCAACAUUGGCUGGAGAAUGCAAUCCUCAUUUAUUAUUAGUUCACAAUAGAUGUCAACUAGAAGACUUCACUCCAAGCAGUGUUAAAGCAAUGCAAGAUCUCUAUAGGAAAGCAUUCCAAAGAUCAAAUCUGCAACUCAACUCUGGCAUGUACUUAUACAGUGAUGCAAACAGAAAUGGUCUCAAUGUUAACAGUGUGAGCCAGUCAUACAGCGUGGAGAGUUGUGGUCAACCAAUCAAUUUGUUCCUUUUGCCAGAGGUUUAUAGUGACUAUGGUAAUAAAGAAAUAUACCGCGGCCACCCAUCUUUCGAAGAAUUAGCCCAUAGAUUACGUUGGAUGCUAUUAGGCGUUAAUAGACACCAUAUCACCAACGUCCCGAACCUAUCGGAAAGAGGCUGGUUCCAUUUCUGCAACCGAGCUUGGGAAACAAUAAAGAAAUGCACGUUUUUCUUAGAAUAUGAACGCUUUUUACCUUAAUCGGUAAUAUUGUUAUCGAACGGGAAAGUGAGAUAAGUGCGCAGGUGUUUGUAAAUGAAACGAUAAUAAUUCAUGUAAUAAAAGAAAUUCUAUUUAU